AUGGAAGAACGUAAUGGCGGCGCGUCGAAAGGGCAGCACUCCAGUCAAAGCGAUACUAGUGAUGUUCAUCGCGUUGGUGUAAGGAACAUCCCAUUCUAUCCGGACAAGCCAUCGCUAUGGUUCUCGAUGCUGGAAGGUCAGUUCAUUUUGUCUAAUAUUACGAGCGACACGACAAAGUUUUAUCACGCUAUUGGCAUGCUUGACCACCAAUAUGCCAUAGAAGUUGAAGAUGUCAUCGAGUCGCCUCCACAAACUGACAAAUACAACAAAUUGAAGAGCGAACUGAUAAAACGCCUAUCAGCAUCGAAGGAGCGUAAGGUCAAACAGCUGUUGGACCACGAACAGCUAGGCGAUAGAAAGCCUUCCCAAUUUCUGCGGCACUUACAACACUUGGCGGGCCCAAAUGUGCCCGAAGACUUCAUCCGCACCAUCUGGACCAGCAGACUACCUAGCAGCAUGCAGACCAUCAUCGCAUCGCAGGCCACUUCAUCCCUGGAAAGCGUAGCUGAUCUCGCGGAUCGUAUCCAGGACAUCGUGCCAGCAUCCCCGUGCGUAGCAUCAACCUCAAGACUACCGUCAUCACAUCAUCAAACCACUGACGAUAAGUUUGACAUGAUGGCGAAGCAGAUCGAGAGGCUGACACAGCAGGUUCACGCGCUUACUGCACGUUCCAGCAGAUCCAGAUCGAAUGCCAGGACCAGAGACGGCAAAGGUAACCGCAGUCGUAGCAGAUCCCAGGCCAGUUACCGCAAAUAUCCGAUAUGCUGGUACCACUCGAAGUUUGGCAGCAAGGCUCAUUCAUGUGUCAAGCCUUGCAACUUCCAAGCGGAAAACGGACAGGGUGGUCGGUAA
Molecule: messenger RNA, 852 nt
Organism: Ostrinia furnacalis (Asian corn borer)
Lineage: Eukaryota; Metazoa; Arthropoda; Insecta; Lepidoptera; Crambidae
Exons: 1
Coding region: 1-852 (283 amino acids)
Source: RefSeq, a predicted model, not a curated record